Molecule: messenger RNA, 7835 nt
Organism: Ceratosolen solmsi marchali
Lineage: Eukaryota; Metazoa; Arthropoda; Insecta; Hymenoptera; Agaonidae
Gene: sev
Product: receptor protein-tyrosine kinase sevenless
Exons: 22
Coding region: 1-7821 (2606 amino acids)
Biological process (GO): regulation of TOR signaling; protein phosphorylation; positive regulation of kinase activity
Cellular component (GO): plasma membrane; signaling receptor complex
Molecular function (GO): transmembrane receptor protein tyrosine kinase activity; protein binding; ATP binding
Source: RefSeq, a predicted model, not a curated record
AUGGAAAUAUUCGAGCUACACAGGCGGUCAUUGAACUCUCCUAGUGCCAACUCAAGUUACGCAGGUUGUAACAAGUGUUUCACAUACAACUCACCCCUAACGCCCUCACCAAAUGACGUUUCCAUCACCAUCGCCACCACCACCGCCACCACAAUCUCGUGUCCUGUCCUCGAGGCUCUUUUAGCCAAAGAGGAUGACACGGAUGAUGUUGGCGCGGAAGUGGGCUGCACUACCCAAUGUGAAGUCGAUCACUGCUCCGAUGGCUGCAUUAUAUGGGAACGAGCGCUUAACUCAAGUUGCCAAGAAGUUUGUAAUGUAACGCAAGGAUUGUUAUCUUUGAAGGAGCUUUAUUGUACAGUCGGUUGUCAAAGUGCUUUGAGUCGAUAUUUUCAGCAAUUAAAAGUUCACAUUGGAGUGCCACCAACGCCAAUUCUAGUCAACAAUUCAUUGGCAGCAACGUCUCUCACUUUACAAUGGGACAACACGAUUUUGAAGCACUAUAACUUCAAGAUAGCGUAUUUUAUGCAAUGGAAGUACGAAGAGUCGCGCGACGAUUGGCAAUAUUGUAAUAAGCAAAAUUGGAAUGGAAAAAAUCAAAUAUUCAUACGUAAUUUACAACCUUAUACAAGAUACAAGUUUCGUUUGGCGAUAUUGUUGAAAUUAAUUCAACGAGACGACGAGCCAAUAUUUUCGCAGUCUAGUCUAUCGAUUUUGACAUUGGCCGGGGGAUCGCCAACUUCGGCACCUACAAUCGUUCAGGCCUCGGCUAUAGAUCACUCGAGAGUUUAUGUGAGUUGGGAAGCUGGAUCGAUUACCAAUGGGCCGCUAUUCUCUUACGUAUUGCGACUGCAACAGGAGGGUCACGAAAUCUUUCAAUUGAAGCAUAUACCAGUUUCACAAGACACUUUUAUGUUUCAAAAUCUUCAAGCAAAUACAAACUAUUCCGUGACUUUAAAUAUGAAAAAUGAUGAUGGGGAAGGACCGGAAACUUAUACAUUUGUUAAAACAUUAGUAGAGCCUGAAGUGAACUCAUCGGAGAAGCCGGAGCUGAUAAUAAGUAGCGAGUACUCGAUAGUCCUGCAGAGCGCCGACGUCCUCGUGGAGACGAGGAUUCUUUACGAGGAUAAGGAACGGAUCCGCGAGAGCGCGUUGCUGAUCGCGGAUUCGCGCCUCUUCGUCUGCGACAUGGCGGAUCGGCUCCAUAGCGUCUCCUUCGACGAGGCGAUCCCGGUAAGGAGUCUCCUACUGCAUCCGAAUAUCACGUACCUGAGGCCGUGGAGCCUAUCCGUCGACUGGCUCAAUGGGAUCCUCUACUUGGCAGGGGCGAGUGACCGCACGGGAUUCUGGGAGAUUGCGAGGUCGGACCUCGAGGGCCGGAAUCUCACGUCACUCGUGGGUGAACUGAUUGACCAGCCUCGGAGCCUGCGGGUUGACCCCGUUAAUGGAUUUAUCUUCUGGAUGGCCAGUGACGGCAUAUACAGAGCGGAUUUGGCCGACUUUGACGAUAAUGUGGAAGUUCAGGUUGAACAAAUUUUGAAAAAAUCAAAUUUAGGAGCCUUCGUUGUUGACUACAUUAAUAGACGUCUACUAGUAACAUAUCAAUCGGAAAAUACAAUAAAAUCCGUAUCCUUGGACGGAAAAGUUGCAAUAGACAUUAGAAUAAAUACAAAGCAACCCAAAUUCAAAAACGUUAUCUCUUUAACUAUGACAAAUGGAUUAUUUUAUUGGACUAAUGGAAUUGAAGUCAUAGCUGAAAGUUAUGAGUCGAAUAAUUUCAGAUACUUUCAUAAUGUACUUUUCAACAGGCUCGAUGAAAAUUUCGUCAGGAUCGAGGCUCUGAUGGAGGAGUGCCAACCGACGCCGGUGCCGACGGAACCGCCACGAUUGCCCCAAGCCCUAGCUUUAACCGACCGCGCUCGGAUAUCCUGGCAGAGUCCGGCAACGUUGCUCGGCCAAGGUCGAGGCGCCUGGUCCAGCUGGUUUUACGCACUCCAUGUCGAGGACGACGUUAGCGGUGAGGUGUUCCAGGAGAAGGCGGUGACAGGGCUCGAGCACCUCGUCGGUGGUCUACGCGAGGGCGCUCUGUACACUGCCAGAAUAGCCGGACAUUCGCAGGCCGGCAGCGGUCCCUGGAGCGCCAAUUUCAAGAUCCAGACGAUCAAAAAAGAGUCAAAAUCCUCGAUUCUUUGGACAUCGAACGAAACGAUUUAUAAAAGUGACUUAAUCGGUGAAAAUGUGAAAGCUUUGGUGAACAUUACGAGCUUAGAUGAAGGAAAUAGUUUUAUAAUAUCCGACAUUUGCUGGUACGAGGAUCUAUUGUUCCUCGUAGGAAAUAAUUCCAAACUAUAUCAAUACAAUACAACGAGUCAACGAAACAUUAUCGUGAAAUUCGCACACGCGAUAAGUAAUGUUGCUGUCGAAUGGAUAACGAAGAAACUUUACUGGUCAGAUGCGAAAAAGCAAGCGAUUCUUCGAUCGAACAUGGACGGCUCGCUGCAGGAGCCAAUAGCCAUUGUGGGAAUGACGCGGACAUUACUCUUGGACUGUUUGGAGGCGACCUUGUACUGGUCGACGAGCCGUACCGUAGAAGUCGCUCGACUCAAUGGGGAAGAGAGGCGCCAUUAUCGCUCGGAGGAUGACUUUGACGGUCGACAUGUCGUCGGACUCACCCUCGAUCUGGAUAAUCGAUUCGUUUAUUGGAUCGUGGGCGACUACACCGACGACUACAUGCUUUAUCGGGCCCUCACCGUCGACAUGCUGCCCCCAGACAGCAACAUCGUCCCAGAAAUGGUGUCGAGGAUUCGCAGGAUAGUCAGCGACUCUCUCUCCUACGUCUCACACCGCCUCGUUCUUCUCGCGACCCCGACAAGCGCCUCGUUUACCAGUGUCCGUGGAAAGUACGCGUCCAUACUUCGUCACUUUGACAUCCGCUCGAAUAUUAGCGGCCUCGCCGUAACGGCACCGAUUCCGCCAUUACACCCCAAAGCGACCGGUCGAAUAAUCGUACGCCCGCAGCCGGUUAACGUGAGCAGCAUCGCGAUCUCGGGCACCUGGCGCGACUUCAACAUCACGUGGCAGCGCGUCAAUAACACGAGCUACGGGAGAGUCUUCUACGAGGUGGCGUUCACCGAUUACAUAAACGUGGACAUGCAACCGAUAACGACCAGCCGUAACUCGAUGAGCUACGCCAAUGCUGAUCGAUUGCUGCCUUACACGCUGCUCGAGGUCACGAUUAGGGCGUACACGUACUGGGAUAGGGCUGCGAGGGUCACUAAAGUACUACGAUCGCCUCAGAGUGUGCCCAGCCAGCCGGUAAAUCCCAAGAUCUUCGUCGAGAGUUACAAGGAUCCGUUGACCGAGCACCUUGAUCACUUCAUUACCUUCAGAUGGAAUAUGCCUGAAUUUGUGAAUGGACCUCUAAUAGGAUUUACCGUACAGUGCUGGUUUCUAGUUGAUAAUACAGAAGUAUCCCUCUGUGAUUCCGUCAAUGUACCAAUUCACGAGUUGGAAUAUACGAUUCAUAGUCUUCAGCCAAAUACCACGUACUUCUUCCAAGUGUGUGCUUAUGCUGAAGUCGGCGCGGGUCUUUACACCGAUCCAAUCUCAAGUUCGACGGAAAAUGAAAAUCCGAUCCCCCAACUGCUUGUCGCGACAAUGGAGGAUGUAAAGAAAGUUGAUCUAGACCAAUGCACGAAUCUUACAAUAACUCGGCACAUAGCCGUGGAGGUGGCAGUGCUGGCAACCGAAUCAAAGAUCUACUGGAUAAACGAAAUGCAGGAGCUCGUAACGGCUGACGUUGACGGGCGCAACAUCACAAAGAUCCUUACACUCAAUAAUACGGCAUUGAGCCUGUGCGCUGACUGGAUUUCGCGAAAUCUUUUCUGGACCGAAUCCAACUACGAGGAUUCUGGUAUUAGCCAUAUUAUGAAACUGGAUAUUACCGUGUGGGAAGCAGGAGUACUUAAGUUUUCUAGAAUUUUGUCAAGAAGUAGGCGUAUUGUCAAUCUAGAUAUUGCUCCAUUGACAGGGACUUUAUUCUGGAUGGAGCUAAGCACCAGUAACCUCGGCUAUGUCAUGCAGUCGGAUCUCUAUGGUCGUAAUGUUCAACCAUUUUUCAACCACACGGAGGACUGCUCCUGCCCCUUUCGACCCACCAUUCUACCAGUCUUCACAAUCGAUAAUAGCGAUCCCCAAAGUCCCGUUAUCUAUUGGAUGUCGGCCGAAGACCAACUAUACAUCGCCGACAUCGACGGAUGUAUCUGCAAUUUAGUGCUAAAUCCGGAUAAAGAUCGUGGCUUGCCUCCCACUUCCUUAACAACUGAUAAAAAUAACAUAUAUUGGUCGAAUAUGAAUACAGGGAAGAUUCAUUUUAUCGAUAAAUUGACGUCGCCCGAGGAUAUUCAUAUCAAAGGCUACAAAUUAAGCGACGUCAGGAGCAUUAAAGCUAUUGGCAAAUCAUUGCAGCCUUAUCCGGACUCCGACUGCCUGAUGCCUCAACGAGCUGCUUAUAGCGUUCAAGAGGUGUCAAAAACAUCUUCUAGUAUCGUUAUCAGACUACCCGAGCCCGCCGCUUACCUCGGCUGUGAAAAAUACAAUUUACCAGCGACCCUCUACUCCUUAGACAUUGCCCAGUGUAAAACGAUAAUGGAGAAUCGACAUGAUGACGAUGCUUGUGAAAGCGAUGGUAGCGUAAAGUAUCAAACUUAUUGGAAAGAGUUUGAGGUAAAGAAUCUCAAGCCCUAUUCGGAGUAUCGUUUUAAGCUGACGUUGGCCAACUAUUACGGCGAUCAAGAAUUCACAAACGUCGAUCAAUAUGGACCGGGUAUGAUUUUAAAGACAGGCGCGGGUAUCCCUUCGGAGCCUACAAAUUUGAACGUUCAAUCGUUAACUCCGACACUGGCUGUGAUUAAUUGGAUUCCUCCACAAAUGUGGAACGCGGACUUUUUGCGUUACAAAGUGUUUUGGAGAUCGACCAAAGCUGCCAAUGGCGUCAAAUCCAUGAGCGAAAGGAGCAUUAAAGAUGGCGAAGUGUCAGUGUUAUUAGAGGCACUUCAACCGGGUCAAGAAUAUCUCGUUUACGUGAGAGCGUAUCCUGAAAAUUUCACAGACCUGUAUAGCCAAAGCGAAGAGAAAGUCUUAAGAAUGUAUCCGGAACCAAAUAAUUUGACUGUUAGUGGAGUUACUCCGGAAGCAUUGAACGUCAGUUGGUCACCGAUGAAUGAUUUGCUUAUUGAUUACGAUUUAGAAUUUACGGCCAAUGGCCUAGAUAAUUGGGAAACUGUUUCCCAAUGCAUUCUAGAAAAUGACAGAUUAAUCUUUCAGAUAACAAAUUUGAAGCCCAAUGAAUAUUAUCAAUUCAAGUUGAUAUUAAGAUAUCGAAAUUAUACGAAAGAUUUUCUAUGGCCUAAUGACGGACGAUUUACCUUUCAAACUCUUGAAGAUAUUCCAUCAGCUCCCGGCACACCGUCGCUCAUUAAUUUGCAAACUUCGAAUUAUCAGCUGCAUUGGGAACCAGCUACGAGUCUCGGUUAUCAAGUUUUAUCUUAUUUUCUCGAGGGAAUGGCGAUUGGCCCAUCUACCGAGCCGCCAACUCAUCACAACGUCACAAACAAAUGGAACACGCUCUACAAUGGCACUGACAAUCUUUGGAAUAUUCAACAGGACAUGCACGAGAAAUACUUAUUCAGAGUUAGAGCUAAAAACGAUUAUGGCUUUGGGAAUUGGAGUGAAAAUAGUUCCAUCGUCGAUUUAACCGAAAUGACAAGGGCAAUGAUUAUCGCUCGGGAGCAUCUAGGCCUUAUUUUGGGUCUGAGCAUCCCCGUAGUUACGAUUGUACUAUUAUGCUUCUGCUACUGUCUAUGCCCGUUCCAAAAAAAGGCCAAGGAAGAUCAGAAAAAAAUUCCGAUUAAAACUAAACCGCACGUGGAGCUGGCAACGCUCAGAGAAAUACCGAGAGGAAAUUUUGUCGAAACCAAUGCUCUUUACGUAGCUGCGGUUGAAACGGAUUCCGACGACUCGCUCUUACCUAAAAUACAAAGGGAACAAAUUUCUCUGGCCAAGUUUCUUGGAAGCGGAGCUUUCGGAGAGGUAUUUCAAGGAGUCGCGAAGGACAUCGACGGUCCUGGCUCGAAAAUCCCGAUAGCUGUAAAAACACUGCGCAAGGGAGCCUCCGCCCAGGAAAAGAGCGAAUUCCUCCAGGAGGCCAAACUCAUGAGCCACUUCCAGCACAAGCACGUGUUGCGUUUACUAGGAGUUUGCCUCGACACGGAUCCGCCUCUGCUGUUGCUUGAGCUCAUGGCUGGCGGUGACCUGUUGAGCUACUUGAGAACCAGCAGAUCGCUCAAGCCGACGGACGCGGCAGCUCUGAGACUACAGGACCUCUUGUCGAUGUGCGAGGACGUCGCGCAAGGUUGCCGCUACCUCGAGGAGCUUCACUUUGUGCAUCGUGACUUGGCCUGCAGGAAUUGCCUGGUGUCGGCGCGCGAACGCGAGCACCGAGUCGUCAAGAUCGGCGACUUUGGCCUCGCUCGUGACAUCUACAAGAAUGACUACUACCGUAAGGAAGGCGAAGGUCUGCUGCCGGUGCGGUGGAUGGCCCCGGAGUCGCUGGUCGACGGGGUAUUCACGUCGCAGAGCGACGUUUGGGCCUUCGGCGUCCUCAUGUGGGAGAUCACGUCGCUUGGCCAACAACCUUACCAAGCCCGUACGAACCUCGAGGUGUUGCACCACGUGAGGGCCGGCGGUCGACUGCCGAAGCCGCUCAACUGUCCGGCGAGGUUGCACCAGCUGAUGCUCAACUGCUGGAGCGCCGUCGACUCCAGGCCGAGCUUCAAGCUUUGCCUCGAGCACAUCGUCGCGCUCAGGAACAACACCGACGACUCCACCCUCAGCCCCGUUAAUCCCGGCCAAUUUCUCGUUCACGGAAAUAUUUAUAAGUCGAAUCACUUUAAAGACAACUUGAGCAUUCGUUCGUUGAUUCAAGACUCCGAUAAUUCGAAACCGAAUUUGGGACCAAAGUAUUCCUGGCUACUUGAUAAUGCUUUAGAAGCCGACGAAAUGAAAAAUCCAAGAGCGGCUUAUGAAAUACCAAAAUCCAUACCUGUCCUAUUGGAAAACACAGCUCACAAUGAAAGUAGAUAUAUAGAAAUAUGUGGCAACGAGCAAAAUAAAGAGAAGGAACUGACGAUAAUGCCAACAGUGGGAUGUUACAAUGAUUUGAACAGUACAAUUACGCAAAGCGAAAUGCUAGAUGAAAAUCCAAGAUGGAAUAGAACGUCGGUGACUAGUCUGAAUUUAUUGGAGAAGAAGAACGAUAAGACAAACGCAACGGACAAGCGAUCUUCCACUGCCAGUUUAGGGGAAAAAUUCAAAUCCGCUGAGGCUAUAAAACAAUCUGGAUCUUAUGCUAGAUUGGUAGGGAAUGGAGAAUCAGUUUCUUCGCUGAGCGAUUGGAGAAGAGUCAAGAAGAUUGUCGGCGAUGAAAGAGAGAAGCUCAAUGUAGAAAGAAAUAAUUCGGAUGAAAUUAAAAGCAACGACUCGUCCGGGACAUCACCUUCGAUAUGUUAUUCUAUGGUAACAUUCUCCCAAACUGUUGCCGAACAAAGAUUCGCCCCGACAAAUAACAAUGACGCAAAUAAAGCUAUAUUUACAAAGUUACAAAGAUCAAAGUCUAAUUUACAAAACAGUAAGGCUAACAUUCCAUUGGUAAUCAAUAGUGCACUUCUCAAUUUACUGAGACAAGCGCCAGAUGUCGAAGAUGAAAACGACGAUGUGACAUAUGCAAACAUCAAUUCAGACAUUGUUAAUGUGACUGAUUUGUAACUUGUUUACUAUUA